AUGCGCACUAGCCCCGUCGACGUCUUUUUCCCCCAACGCCCUCCCCCGAGCACCAGAUCGAAUAAUCCGACUCCGAGAGCGAAGGCGGGGCGGAGUACAAAGCCACGAAAAGAUUCGAGUGCAAGCGCGAUUGAGGGGGCAGCACACGCCCAAGCAAGACCCCUUAGAGGCGGACCGCCACCAUCAACCUCGCAGCUGCAGAUGCGGCAGGAUGGCCUGCAGGAGGAGGACGACAUGCCUCCGCCGGCCACCACCACAACGAACAACCCACCCCCCUCUGGCGCUGCUGCUGCUGCUGCGUCCCCCCCAGCCCCAUCCCCGGCACGCACACGCACACGCAGGACGAGCCUGAACCCCCCACACGCCCCGGCAUCCCACGCGAGCAAGAACGCGGGGAGCAGCACAAUGGACACGGCACCCACCCCACUCACCUACACGUUCUUCUCCGAGAUGACGCCGCUCGACUUUGCAGACCCAUCGUCUGCAUCGUCCUCAUCGCCGUCCAUGACGUUACCAUCGCCCUCGUCGCAGCCCCACGUGAACGUGAACCCCAAUCCCAGUACUGUGCCGUCUUCGCUGCUCCAUGUGUCCGUGUCGAGUCCCCCGGCGUCAGACUCGCCUAGUACACCCCUCGAGGAGCUGGUCUCACCCCCAUAUUCACAUGCCGAGGCCAACACGUCGCAAACCCACGCAGAAUUUGCCAUGCCCGUCGCAGGACCCUCCACAUCUGCCCAAACCCUGCCAUCAACAUCGACAUCAAUCCCGACGACCUUCCCAUCAGUUCCCCCGCCAGGUGCAUCGACGUCAACUGGUGGGAGAACCCACAGCAAGCGGCGCGACCCGUCGUAUAUCCCCCGUCCCCCAAACGCGUUCAUUCUUUUCCGUUCUGCGUUCAUUCGCGAGCAGAACGUCCCUGGAAAGGUGGAAGGAAACCACAGCAAGCUCUCCAAGAUCAUUGGUCUAUGUUGGAAGCAGCUCCCUCCAGAAGAGCGCGAGAAGUGGGAAGCGCGUGCCAUCGUCGCACAAGCGGAGCACCGAGCUCAGUACCCUGACUGGCGCUUCCGACCUGGCGCCAAUGCCCUCGCUAAGCUCAACAAGAGCAACAACACGAACACCUCGAGUGUCGAUGGUGCAAGCGGUAGUACUCACGGCAGUGGAAGUGGUUCUUCCCGCAGGAGGAACAGCGUGCGACAGACGCGGACGAAAGAGAAGGGCCAGGGUCACGCAGAAGGCGCGAGCGGGGACGGUGAUGAGGAAGUCGACGCUGAUGGAGAAGGCGAAGGUGAUGGCGACGAUUAUGCGCCGCCAAGUGGGAAAGGGAAAGGCAAGGCAAAGGAUAAGGGAAAAAGCAAGGCGAAGGCGAAGACGAGCCGACUGCAGUCGUUGGAGGAGACGCGCUGCGCGAAAAUCGCGGGGUUUGUCGCGGAGGGCCUCAAGGGCAAGGAGCUGGAGGUGGCUGUCCAACAGUGGGAAGGGGAUCGAAAGAUGCCUCUGAAGCUGAGCGCGAAGGACAGCAAGACCGCAAAGGCGAGAAGUCGGGUCAGCCACGCCCGAUCAAGAUCAGGUGUGGUGGCCGUCGUUUCUCCCGUCGCCGCGCCUGCACCUUCGACGACGCCCUUGUCUCCAAGUAGACCCCCGUCAACACCUGCCGCAGCGUCGUCAGGUUCUAGCGGCACAACGCCCACACAUACCAACCCGUAUCCACAACCCACUCACCCACGCCCCACGCCGCUCACACCUGUAGCCCUAGAGACGUCCAUCAGCAAGCCUGGCGCUUCAGAAAGUAAUUCUAAUAAUAAUAUCACCUCCGGCAGUCCUCUCGUCAAAAGCCCAAUAUCACUCCUUUCCUCUCCAAUGUCGAAUUCUCCUUCGCACUCGCAUUCGCAACCUAAUCCUCUUCCAGCCCCACCCGCAAACACACAUAUAAUCACAACACCACAACCCAGUCCAAGAUCAAGUUCAACCCAAAUCGUAAACCAAGACGCGAAUCUUCAACAGAAUACGCACCCAACACCGGGCCUGUCAUCCGGUGUGCCACUUACCCAUAUGUUUAAGCGCUCGUUAUCGGCGCCGGCACCGAACAAGCGCCCGCGCCUCUCCCAUACGUACCCGUCGCAGCCUUCGGACGAGUCGUCGACGCCACCUACCUCGACGCCCUCAAGCAGUGAGGACUUCUCCCCCGUUUCAGCAGCGGCUGAACCUAGUCCGGGAACAUGGGGUACCUUCGACCCACCAACAUUGCCUGCACAGAGUCAUCGACCGCAUAGCGGGCAUGCGAGGACACACAGCCAGACGCACGUACCGCUUCAUGCUCAGCACGGGCAUGGUAGGCCAGGCCAGGCGCAUAUACGUCGUGAUUCGAUCGCCGCGUUCCCUCCGCACCCUCAUACGCACUCGCAGCCAACGAUGGCGUCCAGCUCCCCAACACAUGGCGCCAGUCCGUUUGGGACUCCACAUAUGCAUGGCUCGCCGCAUAUACAAACCCCUCCUCCCUCGACGUCACAUCAUCAGCAAACUCAGCCUCAGCACCAGCAACGGCAUCAACUCACCUGGGCGGAGGCAGAGCAACAACGCCGCCUCGGGCUCGACGAGAUGCAAGUGGACGGACCAGCCCACGCACAUCAACAGCCACCGCCACCGACGCCAACGACGGACUCGUGGUGGCCGUCAUUGCGGACGUCAUCGCUCGACGCACAGACCACCUGGGGCGAAGGGUAUGAGGCAGGAGAGACCCAGUUCGACCGCGCAUACAUCCAGCAAUACGGCGCCGUCGACUCUCCUCAGGACUUUGGCCAGCCCGUCGAGUGGACAGACCUCUCAGCGUCGUCGACGGCAGCGGGCAAGCAGGGGCUCGUCACGGUUAUUGAGGACCCAUAUAAGGAGGACGGCUGUGGGACGAAUUGUGCGACUAACGCCGGCGCUAAUGCCAGUGUGGCGCACGCGACUGAGACGGUGGGAGGAGUAUCGCCGCCAACGCUCCACCUUUCGCCCUUGUCGCCUUCAAAUGGGAGUUAUUACUACUCAACGAUGCAGCCAGCGCCACCUCCGUCAAUGUCGCCUCCCACCUUACCACUACCUUCGUCAAGUUUCUCGACGCUGACGGGGUGGGCAGGAGACGACGACUAUAAAUUCCAUGGUCAACAUCACCUGCACCUGCCACCGUCGUCGAGCAUGAGGUCGUGGCCUGAAACGUCAAGCGCCCAUACCUCCAUGGUCGCGUCGCCGACGUCUCCUUCUCCUUGGUACACAGCCCACCACGACACUGGAGGAAUAUGGGGUGCAGAUCCUGCUCAAGGCACUAUGCAGCGUCCUCAGCUCCAUCACCCUGGGUUGCCUACGACGUCGACCGACUGGGAUAGGUUGGAGUACCGCGCUGGGGCCGAAAUGGGCCUCGAUGUUGGCCCAAACCCCGUACCGAGGGUGCUAGACUUCCAGGAGGAGCUCAGAAGGAUGCAUGGUGGCGGCUAA
Molecule: messenger RNA, 3468 nt
Organism: Cyclocybe aegerita
Lineage: Eukaryota; Fungi; Basidiomycota; Agaricomycetes; Agaricales; Hemipholiotaceae
Source: the annotation of a GenBank genome assembly